Pelmatolapia mariae (spotted tilapia) is the source of this 254-nucleotide messenger RNA. It is a transcript of the gene ccdc157, whose product is annotated as coiled-coil domain containing 157. NCBI's taxonomy places the organism in Eukaryota, Metazoa, Chordata, Actinopteri, Cichliformes, Cichlidae. The transcript has a single exon. Bases 3 to 254 code for a protein of 83 amino acids. The record is from RefSeq and is a predicted model, not a curated record.
ACAUGAGUCAGUUGCUGGGUAGUCAGGACUGUAUCGAAAGCCUCCGAAAAGACCUGGUUGACCUUCAGGGAGCGAUUCUGGACGUGUUUUCUCGAACCGGACCGCUCCGCUUUUCUUCCUGGAAGUUCCCGGACAAACACUCCUGUAAUCUAGACAUGGUAGCUCUGCUAGAACAGUAUGACUUUGUGGAUGGGGAAGAUGCGUUCAAUCAGCACUCCCACAUUGUUUUACUGGAGUUGGUGGUUGACAGGUAA